This is a messenger RNA of Gastrolobium bilobum, 2091 nucleotides long. RefSeq names its product anoctamin-like protein At1g73020. Bases 1 to 1986 code for a protein of 661 amino acids. Gene Ontology annotation, molecular function: chloride channel activity. Gene Ontology annotation, biological process: chloride transmembrane transport. NCBI's taxonomy places the organism in Eukaryota, Viridiplantae, Streptophyta, Magnoliopsida, Fabales, Fabaceae. The transcript is spliced from 16 exons. The record is from RefSeq and is a predicted model, not a curated record.
AUGAAGGAGCAUGGAAAUGAAGAACCUGCCUUUGAGAUUGGGGUGGUAAUUCCCAGGAGGGUUGUGCAGGAAAAAGAUGAAUCCUCCUCUGACUGCGCACGCGUCCUUGUAGAGGAGUUUACGAAGGUGGGGUUUGUAGUUGAGAGAGUUAUUGGCAUUGCAGAUGAGUUUAUCAAGUUGGCUGCACCUUUGGAGACACUGGGGAGGGCUGCAGCUGAACUGCAAAUCAAGAAACGAACUCAUAUUGGUAUGGAUUUGCAAUUUGAGGUGGAGGAGGUCGAAGCUUUUGUGAAACAACCUGAUGGUUCGGUUUUCAGUUGGUGUGAGCGUUUCCAGUGCUACUGUCACUUGAUAUAUGGAAUGGUAAACAACAGCAAGUCAGCCAUAACCCUUGAAUUUGAUGGAAAAGAAAUUCAUUGGGAAAUAGGGGAGAAUCUAAUUCUGAAAUUGGAAUCAGAGAACAUUGUUAAGCAAGUCUUUCCUUUGCAUGAUGAAAAGAAGAGAAAGAAACUUCUCAGAAGUUGGGCACUCCAGUGGUGGGACUUCACAAGUCAGCCAAUCGAUGAGAUUUAUUCAUAUUAUGGGGCAAAGAUUGCAAUUUAUUUUGCUUUUCUUGGAAUGUACACACGGUGGCUGCUCUUCCCUGCUGCAUUUGGGCUUACUUUGCAAUUGAUUGAUUUUGGGUCAUUGAAAUUAGUAAUGCUCCCUGUUUUCUUCAUCGUGGUGAUACUUUGGGCUGUAAUGUUUUCUCAAUUCUGGAAACGUAAAAAUUCUGCACUUUUAGCCAGAUGGCCUAUUAGUAGCUCUGAAGUUGUAACUGACCCAGGCUACAAGAUUCCAGGCAGGAAGGGAAGCUCCCUACAGCCCCCUAUGGAACUCAUAAAAGUAUUUGAGUCUAAUAAAGUAGAAGGGAAGAAAGUAUUCCAGAGAUAUGAGUGGUUUGGGCGUCUCAUGCGAUUCAGAAAUGACGCUCUCAUUAUCUUCAGCAUAAUAUGCCUCCAGUUACCAUUUGAGUUGGCAUACGCUCAUCUUUAUGAAGUUGUUGGUUCUGAUGUAAUUAAGUUUGGGCUCACUGCUAUUUAUCUUUUCGCCAUUCAGUAUAUUACCAAGAUUGGUGGCAAGGUGUCUGUCAAACUUAUCAAGUCUGAAAACAAUGAAAACACAGAAAAACGGGCUGACAGCUUGGUCUACAAGGUGUUUGGUCUGUACUUCAUGCAGACAUACAUUGGAAUUUUUUACCAUGCCCUACUGCACCGUAACUUCUCAACUCUUCGCAAAGUGUUGAUUCAGCGCCUCCUUCUGUCUGAGGUGUUUGAAAACUUGUUGGAAAAUUCAAUUCCUUAUCUCAAGUACAGCUAUAAAAAGUACAGGGUUCGACACAAGAAGAAGAAUGAGAAAGGAGAAUCAACAGAUAAAAUCCAGUUUACUUCUAGAGUGGAGAAAGAAUACCUUAAACCUUCUUACUCUGCUAGCAUUGGUGAGGAGCUUGAAGAUGGUUUAUUUGAUGAUUUCUUGGAGUUGGCGUUGCAGUUUGGAAUGAUUUUGAUGUUUGCUUGUGCAUUCCCACCUGCAUUUGCUUUUGCUGCUGUGAACAACAUUAUGGAAAUCAGGACAGAUGCAUUGAAGCUGCUAGCAAUUUUGAGACGGCCUGUUCCUCGUGCCGCAGCAACAGUAGGAGCUUGGCUUAACAUAUUUCAGUUUCUCAUAUUGAUGUCUAUAUGCACAAACUGUGCUCUUUUAGCAUGGCUAUUUGAUGAGGAGGGAAAAUGGAAAAUAGAGCCUGGACUUGUAGCAAUUUUAAUCAUUGAGCAUGUCCUCUUGUUGAUUAAGUUUGGUUUCUCUCGCUUGGUUCCUGAGGAACCUGCUUGGGUAAGCGCCAACCGUGCAAAACACACUACACAAGCACAGGAUAUGUGUUCUAAGAAGCUUUUGAGGACCAUUUCUGGAGGAAACAAGACUUUUAGAGAUGUUAAAAAGUUGGACUGAUUUUUUAUGAAGUAGUCACUUCAUUGUCUUUUCAGCACAAAACAAAGAAAGCUUAAGCUAGAUUGUUCUUUUUUAUUAUCUCAGUUUCCCACGGCUGAGUUGUAU